CCUGUGCUGUUCAUAGAAGUGGAAGUUAUGUGGUUUCAGACUGAGCACUUGCUGUCCUGAGGAAGUACCACACAUUCGACUAGACUAUAUCCUCUCUAAAGAUGUGCUGCGCAUCAAUCCAUCUCCUCAUUGGUGCCUUAUUUGUCUUCGCUGUUGAAAAUGAGGCAACAACAACAUCAAUGAUAAGCAGCACAGAAAUCACCACUGCUCCAGUUUCAAUGGCUGUUGACACCACCACCCUAUUCUAUAAAACAUCUAAUGACUUUCCAGACAACAUUACUACUCCGAACUCCACUGUCGCCUUGUCAAACAUGGCAGAUGGGAAUACUACAUCAGAUGGACAAUCAGAUUCACCUACGCCUCCGCCCCCAGAACAUCCGCAGACCAACAAUUACACCACAGACAAACCGCAAUCCAGCACAAAAACUAUGAUCAAAGGCACAACAAGCAGAACAACCACAACUCCAGCAAAAAAACCUCGCGCCACAAACAAUGGAUCAGCACUUUACAUAAUUAUCCUGAUUGUUGUUGUUUUGUGCCUCUCGGGAAUAGUAGUUUAUUGUUGCCUUCAAAAGAACUCCAGGAAGUACGCUGUGGACUUACAUCCCAAACAAGAUGCUCAGAUCCCACUCAGCACAGUGGAUAUAGAUGUGAUAGACACCACAUCAGUCAAAGAUAUUCAAACAUUCACUCCUGUCGAGUCCACCGUGCCGCUUCAAGACCCUGCGCCUGUGAAGGAAGCUGAAAAACCUGAGGGAGGAAAAGAAUCAGCUGAUGUUAAACAAGAAAACCCACAGAAUUUAUCCAGCACUCAGGCCACAGUGAACACAAAGGAUAAAACGGAUGGGCUGGCCAUAGUGGAUCUGACUGAUGGAGAACUGACGACCUCCACCAAAACCUCAAUGGAAUCCCUAGAUGAUGUCCUAAAUGAAAACAACAGCAACAAUACAGGAGCUGAAGUCAACGGCAAUGGGCAUGAAUUCACUGAAAUCUCUAUUGAUACUUUACCUCUAAAAUAAAUCAGCCUCUUCCCAACAUUUUACAAUGCUCUCUGAACAAGACUGAUGGAUUUUUUUAAACUGGAAGCAAAAGCUGAACUGAACUGAACUGUUUUUUUUUUUUUUUUUUUUUUUUUUUUGUAAAAACUAAAAUUUUUAAUUGGUUUGUGUUGUUUAAGGGUUAAAUGAAAUAUACUGUACAUAAACUUAACGGAGAAACUUAAUGGAGUUUGUACUUUUACAUUUAGAAUAAUAUUACCUAUUAUGUUUUAAUACUAAUUUAUGAAAAUCUAAUCUAAUCUUAAAAAGAAUAAUUUGUACAUUUUCAACCAGCGUUGUAUUGUUGGUGAUUGUAUGUAAAUGAACAAUGUGUACUCUUUUUCCGUGUUAUUGGACCCUGAUAUUCCUGUUUAUUUUCCAAGCUAAAGGAUGCUUGAAAGUCGGAUCGAUAGAGCAUAUUUAUCAAUAUAUAAAAUAUAUAAAGAUCUAAAGUGUAUUAUGAGUGUUGACAUUUAUAGCAAAAAGGAUAUUUGUACGUUGUACAUUGAAUACAUUUUUAAUUAAAAUAGAUGUGUAAAGUUACGUAUACGGAAAUCUAUAGUGCUAUAGAGCUCACAGUUCCUCUGUUGUAUGUAUAUUUAUGUUAUAAUGCCUAUAACUGUUAACUGUAAAACUUAGACAUUGGCAUAAUACAACUUUCAUCACUUUACGUUUUUGAUUUCUAAAUUUUAUAUUUUUGUAUUUCUUUUAAUCUCUGUGUAAUGCUUUCACUGUUGAAAAUGUCCAUUGGACAUUAUGUUUUGGGUUAAAGUUUUAUUCAUUUGUUUUAAUCUAUUUUCUUAAACUUUAAUUUUCACAGACGAAAGAUAUCGGUCUAUUGUAUUGUUGGGUGCAACAUGGGUUUAUAAUCAGGUGCUUCUACCUUCUUAUAUCAGUUUUGUCAAGUAAAACAAUAAAAAUUGAACUUGAUUAUAAAUAUCAUUUAUUAUUACUUGUAGUUUACAUAAAUCUCUUUCUGGAAUAACAGACUUGGUUUUUAAAUAAACAUACUUUUAGUUGAAGACUUCUAUAUCAAAUUGUAGUUUCUAAUAUUAAAAGUUCAUGUUUUUUCUGCCCAUCUAACACUGAUUACUACUGCAACUACAGUUGCAAAAUCAAUUUGUCAGGUGCAUGUUCUGUCUGUAAUAAAGCAAGUUUACUGAGAA
Carassius auratus (goldfish) is the source of this 2203-nucleotide messenger RNA. RefSeq lists its product as uncharacterized. The record is from RefSeq and is a predicted model, not a curated record. Lineage: Eukaryota; Metazoa; Chordata; Actinopteri; Cypriniformes; Cyprinidae. The coding region runs from base 102 to 1019 and encodes 305 amino acids. The transcript is spliced from 10 exons.